This is a messenger RNA of Corticium candelabrum, 2485 nucleotides long. Its product is annotated as EF-hand domain-containing family member C2-like. The transcript is spliced from 14 exons. Gene Ontology annotation, biological process: cilium-dependent cell motility; regulation of neuron projection development; mitotic cytokinesis. The coding region runs from base 93 to 2300 and encodes 735 amino acids. The record is from RefSeq and is a predicted model, not a curated record. Gene Ontology annotation, molecular function: calcium ion binding; alpha-tubulin binding. NCBI's taxonomy places the organism in Eukaryota, Metazoa, Porifera, Homoscleromorpha, Homosclerophorida, Plakinidae. Gene Ontology annotation, cellular component: axoneme; microtubule; mitotic spindle.
CAGUUGCCUGGUAACAUUGUAACCACUCGUGGUCGCACACUCUCUUCUUGCUGCUCGCUGUGUUUCCAAUCUUUUGGAUUUCGUAGCCUGUCAUGUCUCUUCCGUUUAUUCCAGGCUACUCGUUUGACAAAAACUUGGGAAGGAAUCGUUUCCAUAAGUCUCAAGCGUUUGAGUACCGCAACGACGUGCCAGUCUACUUCGGAGAAAGCAAGCCAGGCAUCGGCGGAGUGCCACUUCCUGGUCAGGACCUUUCACCAAAGACGAGUGUGUUUCCAACAGGAGCUGGUCCUGCAUCUCCGGCGUGGGUUGCUUUCGAUCGUCAGGUGUUGAGAUUUACUGCUUACUUUCAAGAAGCUGUGCAUGAACUGAGAGGAGAGCAGUACAGAGUGAGAAAAUGUCUUAUCUACUUCUACUUGGAGGAUGAUAGCAUCCAAGUAAUUGAACCAAAAGUAUCAAACAGUGGCAUUCCACAGGGCACUCUCAUUCGGCGUCAUCGCGUUCCACAUCCUCCACCAAACGAUGAUCGUUUCUACAACAUUGAAGACUUCAAUGUCGGCAAAGAGAUAACACUUUACUCAAGGACAUUCAAGAUAACGGAUUGUGACCAAUUUACGCGACGUUUUCUAAACAAGCUUGGCACUCACGUUCCGUCUGCUGACUCUAUACCUCUUGACCCAUACUCCGACCAGAGACAACGAGAUCAAGACAGUAUGCAGCCUCUACGGCCAUAUGAAAAGCAUGACACAUUCAAGCAGUUUCUGGAUCACGAUCGUCAUGUGCUGCGUUUCAAUUGUGUCUGGGAUGACACGGACAACAUGUUUGGCGACACACGAGAGUUGGUGUUGCAUUACUUUUUGGCUGAUGAUACGAUUGAAAUUUUGGAGACGAUUCCACCGAACUCUGGAAGGGACACUGUGCCCAUGUUCUUGAAGAGAGCGAGACUACCGAAGGGACCGACGCCACUUCCCAAACCUGGUGAAGUUGCAGAUCGAACGGUUCUCAAUGUGUUUGGUCCAACAGGCUACGGAGGAAGAUACAUAUUGGAUAGUUUAAAGACGGGUGCUGUUCAUACUGAGUGCUACACUGACAAAGAUCUUGCUAUUGGUGCUGUAAUUGAUGUUAUGGGCAGGAGAGUGUUGUUGUAUGGCUGUGACGACUUUACCAAACAUUAUUAUCGAGAGAAAUAUGGAAUCGAGAACUUUGAGCCUCUUCAGUAUCGUCAGGAACGUCUACCAUUGAAAGUUCCUGAAGUACCACCAUACAACGGUUUUGGUUCUGAAGAAGACUCACUUUGCAACUGUACAAAUCUUAUACCAAAACCUCCAAGAAAAGAUUUUAUAAAAUUCAUGCAGAAAGACAGACACGGCAUGGACAGCAAUGUUUUACGGUUUAUCGCUCGUUUUGACACAACAAGACCCAUUGACAUUGACAGACGAUUCAUUGUGUCAUACUUUCUAUCUGAUGACACACUCAGUGUGUUUGAGCCACCACAGAGGAACUCAGGUAUUAUCGGUGGUAAAUUUCUUGAAAGAAGACAAGUGAAAAAACUAGAAGAAGAUGGUAGCGAGGUGGUGCAGUCUGUGUACUACACAGCACAGGAUUUUUAUAUUGGCGCUGUUAUUGAAUUCAACCAUUUCAAGUUUGUUCUAGUUAACUGUGAUGACUAUGCACUUCGUUACAUGGAAAAACACUGCCCCGAAUUUCCAUUAGCCGAUUGGCAAUUGAUAUGUCAACGUCUAAAGGCGGCAGCCAAAGAGAAGAAAGAGGAUUUUGAGAGAGAGUUUGGGAAACAUGACGCACAAAAGGUGGGAAAAAUUGGUUUUGAUUUGUUCAAGCGACUGCUCAUGCAACUGACUGGAGGGACUCUGUGUGAGCAUGAGGUGAUAACUCUUGGAAGACAUUAUGGGGAUCAGCAGGAAGCUCCAUCUGAAAUGCAAGAUCUCGUUGAAUUUGUACGAGACUGUUUGAGACAAGAAAAUUUCCAUAAAUUACCUGAACUUCAAUCUGCAAUGCAUCACUUGGAUGUUGAUCACACUGGAUAUCUUAACAAGAGUGACAUUCGCCAGCUGUGCGUGACCUUCCCUGUACCUCUCAACGAAGAAAUCUUGGAAGAACUUAUACAAAGAUCUCAACAGAACGAAACUGGUCAGUUGAAUUACCAGGCAUUCAUUGAUUCUCUGGACUGGAGAAAGCUAACUACAUUUACCAAAGAGGACAUUCAUACCAAGACAUUCGAUUGUGCAUCUCAAGCAUUGGGACGUGUCAUCUACAGCCAACUCUUUCAAGACAUCUUUUCCUAACACAUCUAAAUCACUCGGUAGUUUACCAUUCGUGUGACACCCACCUUCUCUAGCCUACGUAACAUUGUAUGCGUCAAACAGUCACCACAAAGUUUAACACCACCAUGUAGUUAGAUGAACGGUUAUGUAGCAAGAAUGGUGUGUAAACAUACGGGUCUUUAGAAAUACGCUAUCCGUUCUCUUGC